AUGCCUGACCCUGUGCGCCAUGUCGCUCUGGCUACAACCUUGAAGGUUCAUGUUCACAGCGCCUCUGACCUACCGCGUGGCGAUGCCAAAGGUCUGUCCGAUCCUUACGUGGUGUGCUUCCUUCCACCGGGGGUGGACCCCGUCUUCCAAACCCAGGUUUGCAGGCAAACGCUGGACCCGGUCUGGAACGAGGAACAUCAGUUCCGCUACAACCCGGGCGCCAGCCUCCAGUUCCAGGUGCUGGACAAGGAUGACUCGCUGAAAGAUCUCUCCGAGCGCUUGCUUGACUUUCGCGGAAUCGGCUCGGACUUCCUCGGGCAAGUGACCUUGGAGAGUGAGGAAUUUUAUCCGAAGGGGUUCGAGGGCGAUGUCAUGCUCGAGGGUGUGCCUGGGGGCAAGAACGCUAUUCUGCAUUUGCGAAUCGCUGUCGAUGAGGGUCAGGUGCGCCUGCCCAUUCCUUCCCAGCCUGCGGCACCGCCUCACGAGACUCUCAUGGACACCGCCGAAGCCCAGCAGUUGCUCUACAGCACGGAGGAGAUGCCGAAGGAGAGGAGGCAGCCAACCACACAGCCUCCUCAACAUCCCCAGCAUCCUCCCUCGGAGCAUCGUCUCCAACAGAAUGUUCGCCAAGAGCAGAGGGGCGGAUCCUGCUCCUCCACAGCGGCACCCGGGGGCUUACAUGAGGUUUGGCAACUUCGCGUCACGCUUGCAGCAGCUGCUGCAUUGCCAACGGCACGCGACAGUGGGAGGUGCAGCCCAUACUGCCUUUGUGACCUCGCCGGGGACACGCCUUUUCAGUGCCGAACAGCUGUCGUCACAGACUCACGGGAACCAGUGUGGAACAAGACGGUCGGCAUGGAGUUCUCCGGCAAAGAGCCUUUGGUCUUUUCCAUAUACAGCAAGGAAGUUUGGCCUGAGAGAGACACGUUACUCGCGACGGCCACACUUUCAGCUAAUCAGCUGCUUCCAGACGGCUUCGAUGGAGACCUUGGGCUAGAGCUCUGCAGCGGCGCCGAGCUUCACGCACACUCCGAGCGACCUUCUCUGAGAGUGCAGGUGACUUGCCACAAAGUGCAGCGAACGGCUGUUUCCGCCGCUCGCCGCGAGAAGCACCAGCACCAGAAGCAUUUAGAGGCGUCAGAGCGGCAUGAUGAGCGCCAACACCAAGACAAGGCUUCAAGUCCGAGGCAGAAGGCGAAAGCCACACUGAGCCCAAAGAGGCUGAAAGUGCUCAUCCAGAGCUUCCGAGGAUUGCAUGGGAUGGACUUGUCCUCAAGGCGAGUCUUCUCCUGCAUUUGCGCCAUCGCCGGGCGGAGAUAUGCCGACUUGCAGACUGGCCCCGCCAUGGAGCAGGGAUACCAAACAGUGUGGAAUCUCGAAGGUGAGCUUCAAGACUAUGUGGAGGGAGAAGACCUGGAGUUCCACGUGGCAUGCGAGGAUACACAGACACAGCUUGAUGGAUCUGCUGUCCUGCGGUGCCAUCAGUUCUACCCGUUCGGAUUCAACUCCGACAUCACCAUGGCAAACGAUGGCCAGGGAAUAGUGGGACUAUUGCGGGUGAAGGUCAGCGUGGAGAAAGGAGCCAGUCAAAAGCAAGUCUUUCCCACAGGGUUGCGAACUCUGGGCAUCCAGCAACCAUCUUCUGCUGCCGAUGCGAGGCUAAAACAAGGAGGCGACGUUUGGCUCCGCAGCCUCCGACCCUGGGACGCCUUCCAUGCAUCCCUGGCAUCAGCUCAGGGCCAGGAGCGACAUCGACUCUCCGAGCAGUCCAGCGCGAUCUUGAAGCCGAAAGUGAGUCGCAUGCCCAUGUCCUCGCAAAGCCAGGCCCAGGCAGUGAGCGGACGCUCCGGCCGUUCCGCCUCCCCGUCCUCACCCACCAAGAGACAAGGGAGCCACCUCCAAGCAUCAGCGCCACUGAGGCCACUUGGUGUGCAGCACGUUCUUCAAGUCUGCCAAGUGGGCAUCAGCCCCAGCCACGGUGGCCACGGCCAGGGCGGCCAGGCAAGCAACAGCCCUCUGGCGCUGAGCCCAGUUCCAACCCAGAGACAGCCGGCGGCAAUCGCUGCACCUCACAUUGGAAUCCCAGUCGUUCCAGUCACCAUGGGGAUCUCUCCAGCAGCGCCUGCUCUUGCGCUUCCGAUCGGAUAUGCGGGGCCGAGUCUCACCAGCACGGCAACUUCCAUGGCAG
Messenger RNA from Symbiodinium sp. CCMP2592, 2188 nucleotides. The record is from the annotation of a GenBank genome assembly. NCBI's taxonomy places the organism in Eukaryota, Dinophyceae, Suessiales, Symbiodiniaceae.